AUGAGGGCGCCGGCGCUGCUGACCUGCUGUGGCUGGCUGCUCGCCCCAGUGACCAGUGUUCACCCAGAAUGUCGAUUUCAUCUGGAAAUACAGGAGGAAGAGACAAAAUGUGCAGAGCUUCUAAGGACUCAAACAGAAAAAUACAAAGCCUGCACUGGUGUCUGGGACAACAUUACGUGUUGGCGCCCUGCGGACAUAGGCGAGACCGUCACGGUGCCCUGUCCUAAAGUGUUCAGCAAUUUCUACAGCAAACCAGGAAACAUAAGCAAAAACUGUACAAGUGAUGGGUGGUCAGAGAUGUUUCCAGAUUUCGUAGACGCCUGCGGCUAUAAUGAUGCCGAGGACGAGAGCAAGAUUACGUUCUACAUUCUGGUGAAGGCCAUUUACACGCUGGGCUACAGUGUCUCUCUGAUUUCCCUUACAACCGGAAGCAUAAUUCUUUGCCUCUUCAGGAAGCUGCAUUGCACCCGGAACUACAUCCACUUGAACCUGUUCCUCUCCUUCAUCCUCCGAGCCAUUUCAGUGUUGGUCAAGGAUGAUGUGCUAUACUCCAGCUCGGGCACGCUGCAUUGCCCCGACCAGCCAUCCUCCUGGGUAAGGCUGUCCCUGGCACCCGCCGGAGGUCUUGUAGGAGCUUUGCUGCGUUCCCAUGGGCUCCCUGGCGGCACUCAGCGUCCCUCUCUCUGCUGCAGGAGGCUCGCCAAGUCCACGCUGCUGCUCAUCCCGCUGUUUGGAGUUCACUAUGUGGUGUUUGCCGUGUUUCCUAUUGGCAUCUCCUCCAAAUACCAGAUCCUGUUUGAAUUGUGCAUCGGAUCAUUUCAGGGCCUGGUGGUGGCGGUUCUGUACUGUUUUCUCAACAGUGAAGUGCAGAGCGAGCUGAAAAGGAAGUGGCGCAGUCUGUGCCGUAGCCGGCCCUGUGGCCGGGACUGCAGGCUCCACAGCUUGUCCGUCUGGAGGAACGGCUCGGAAAGCGCCCAGCAGUUCCACCGGGGCUCCCGCGCCCCGUCCUUCCUGCAGACAGAGACCUCGGUCAUCUAGUGCACGGCCACGUUGCAGACGGCCUCCCCAGGGCCCUUGGGAUGCGGGCAGCCACAGGCGGGCCUCCCCCAGCGGGAGAGCCCUGGCGGGUGACUCAGCAGUGACACGCUAGAGCUGGUCUCUGCUCAUCCCAUCCGUGGAGCUGGGGUUACCUUCCAACUGACUGGGACUUUAGUCAGAUUCGUGUUAAACUCCAGCAUGUAGGUAAUUUUGCUCAUAAUGUUGUCUGGCCAAGUAGACGGGCCAUUUUCAAAGUGAAUAGGGAGAAAGAAUGGUCCCUGAAAUGAGGUACAGUGGCCCAGAACUUGGGUCCAGCCACCAUGGAAGGAAAACAAGGGGAUUUUCUAAUCUCGGUGCCAGUCCGGGGCAGGGGGCAAAGGCCUGAGCUGGGGGCUGGACGCUCCCUCUGCAUGACCCCCAGCACGGCCUUCCCCUGCCUGGUCCUGAUUAGGCCAGCCCUCUCGUCUGCAGGACACGGACACAGAGCAGCAGAACCCGUCCCUGCUGGGUGCCCCUGCUUUCCCCCACCUGCCCCAGGGCCUCCUCUCCUGCUUGUCCACCAGGAAAAGUGAAGAGAAGGGUGUCAGAUGAAAACAACAGCGGGUGGUAUGUCACCCCGCGAGGGCGUCUGCGUUUAUGAGGGCUUCUCAACCAGUGAAGACUCCCCCUGAGACCACUGCAGGCCUCCUCCCCCAGGAGGGGUGAGAGGGUUGGGUGACCUCUGGCCAAGCUUGUAGGACCUGGUCAUCAGGGCAACAAAGACACCAGGCAUUUUAUCUGGGGGGAGCAGAAACCUAUUCUCCUUUCAAUGAAAAUAAUCUACAGUCAUUUCUGUUUAAAUGGAGAAUUAUUCUAACAAAACAUAAAACUGUGUUGAGCGCUUCUGUCCAACAUUGGCAAGCAGCAGUCCUGGUUUCCAGUUCCCUUGAUAUUUGCAGAUUUGGGAGCUAGGUCUGAGUGGCUGAGCAGCUGCAGAGGGAGCAGGAAGCCAGCGAGGAGAGCAAGCCCACCCCCGUCCCGAGCCUGGCCCUGCAGCACCAGACAGACAGACGUUCUGCCCAAACCCCGUCCCGCUGCCUCAGCCACUGGACUCAGCGAUUCGACCCCUUUUAUGAUACUGAUGCCCCCAAAACUGAGGCCAUGACGUCUUCUUCCUGAGGCAUCCUAGAACCUGGCCAGAACGAGGGAGCAGGACCUGGCCGGCUGGGGCGGUCAGAGCAGCUCAGGACAGCUCACAUUGGUGACAAAAGCCUGGACAAACGGGGACAGCAGAGCAACUGUGUCCAGAGGCCACCUGGAGCCGGGGCCCCCACCUCAGAUGAGCCACUGUAACCAGAUCCACAUGACCAACUGGAGAGCCAGACCCAGGUUUACGUGGGGCCACAGGUUGUGCUCGGACUUUAGAGGUGCAUCUUCCUCCCUGGCGUGCACCAAGGUCCAGCAGACAUGGACUGGUCUGUCUUGCUGGGAAAGGGAAGGGGGGCGGGAAAGUGAAUGUUUACUGAUAGCAGGAGCAGGUGCUGGAAGAGUCAACAUAUGUCGUCUUACAAUGCUGUAAAUGUGUGUGGAACGUCCACAGCUCACUGUGUGUAAGCAUUUCAAUAAAACCUGAUUUCCUGUCCA
This is a messenger RNA of Leptonychotes weddellii (Weddell seal), 2661 nucleotides long. The record is from RefSeq and is a predicted model, not a curated record. NCBI's taxonomy places the organism in Eukaryota, Metazoa, Chordata, Mammalia, Carnivora, Phocidae.